Mugil cephalus (flathead mullet) is the source of this 3750-nucleotide messenger RNA. RefSeq names its product tetratricopeptide repeat domain 12 (gene ttc12). Gene Ontology annotation, molecular function: protein binding. The transcript has 21 exons. The coding region runs from base 98 to 2194 and encodes 698 amino acids. Lineage: Eukaryota; Metazoa; Chordata; Actinopteri; Mugiliformes; Mugilidae. The record is from RefSeq and is a predicted model, not a curated record.
GUGAAAACAACGUUCAGCUUUUAGCUAAGCUAAAAUAAACGUAACGUUACGUAGCCUAGUGGAAAAUAAAACUUAAAUUUAAAAAGCCGAACACGCGAUGGAGAAACUUGAGGAUCUCGAGAGUUUUUUGAUGAAUGUCGACAAAAUAAGUCAGCUAGUGGAGGAUCUAAGGUCGUCUGAUGUCGAAGUCCAGCAAAAAGCAAUGGCCAAUGUUGAUUGCUACAUUGGUGCCUUAGAUGAACCCUGCAGAACGAAAGUCAACAAGACAAAAAUCAACACAAACCCACCGCUCCAGUCUUACUCGAGUCAACAGAAUGAAAGUCCAGAAAAUUUCAUGAAGAUGAUGGAGAGAGAUGCUGAAGACAGGAGAGUGAGACGAGCCGCACAAGAGAGAAAGGCGACUGCACUCAAAGACAAAGGGAAUGAAGCAUUUGCUCAAGAAGACUAUGAAACUGCUGCGAAGUUUUACAGCGACGGCUUGGCUGAACUAAGGGACAUGCAGCCACUGUACACCAACCGUGCACAAGCUUACAUCAAGCUGGGGAAGUACAAGGAGGCCAUCAGUGACUGUGAAUGGGCCCUUAAGUGUAAUGAGAGCUGCAUAAAGGCUUAUCUACACAUGGGCAAAGCGUAUCUGGGAUUGAAGAAAUAUAACGAGGCAAGAAACUGCUUUGAAAAGAUACGGGAAAUUGAACCAGUGAAAAUGGAGAUGGUGAAAGAAUACCUGAGCCGAGUAGAUUUGGAAGAAGAGAGAGAGCGUCAGGAGAUAAAUGCAAGGCAAGAGUUUGACAAGGGGGAGAGGAAGGCCACAGCAGUGCCCCAGCUGCUGGAGAAGCUGUCAGUGCCCGACCAGAUGCCUCUCUACUACUGUGGAGGGCUGGAGAUUCUGUCACAGGCACUUACUGAUUGUACAGGGCAGACGCUUUUCAGGCUGAACAAUGGCUUUAGUAUCAUCAACAGCAAUGGCACAGUGAGGAGGUGCCUUUCACAGAAAACAAAUGAUCCAGACAGUCACAAGUUGUGCGCGUCCGUCCUGAAAUUAUGGAGGGUGAUUUGUUGUGGAAAUGACGAAAACAAGAGAAUGUUGAUGACGUGCCCAGUCGCCAGACAGGCCAUUGUUCAGUUGGUAACAUCUGAGCAUGUUGCAGUAGGGAACGAAAGCCUGGCGGUACUGUGUUUAUAUUCACAGACGCCGCAUGGCAGGCAUCUGGCCAUUGAAAGCCUGAAUUUGCCCAUGUUAGUGAAGAACCUCAUGGCGUGCAUCUCCAGGCCAAAGCAGCUGCAGGAGAACAAAGCGGUCAAGAUUCUGGAAAGCUUCGCAGGGGAAAACAAAUUUUGCGUUCGGUUGAGAAGCGAGCUCACAGACUCGGUCAUUGUGCCUGUCACGACGAUACUGAGGAAUAUCAGCACGUCCAAUAAACAUGUCCUUCCAUCACUGAUAUCUGCCCUGGGCUGCAUGGCUCGGGAUGACGUCAUAUGUCACAAGCUCGCUCAUGACACAGAGUGUUGGACGACCUUCCUCACUGUCAUCAAGCAUUGCUGUGCACCUGAAUACAAUGAGAUCCUUUACCCUAUCCUUGGCUUGAUCAUCAACAUUUCAACGAUCACCUCUCCGGUCAUCCAGGCGCAUGCUGUUUCACUUUGUGAAUGCUGCCUGGGCCUGCUGAGGGAUAAUGACGGAGGAAUCAUAACUAGAGCCACAGGUGUGUUGAGCACUGUUCUCCCUCAGUCCUCUGAAGCCAUUCAGCAUGUUAUUCAGGGAGAAGUGGUCGGGACCAUGCGCCGACUGCUGAAGGGAACCGGGAGGACUGUCACUAAGUAUGCCAUUAAAACUCUGACAGUGUGCACUGCUGUCAGUCACUUGGCACGGGGGGAGCUGGUGAAGUCUGAUAAAAAACUGUCCAUUUUACGUCACUUGCUGAGUUCCAGCUGUGAUGAGAUGGUGUUGGGGAAUGCAGCCCUGUGCUUGGCCCACUGCCUUGAGUUGGAUGGAGUCGCCACUCACCUGCUGGGCAGUGAUAUCGUGCUGCUGCUGCUGCGCCGUGCUGCAGGGGACGCCAAGAGGACAGCUGUGCAGCAGAAUGCAGCGAUUGCUCUUGGGAAGCUGUGUCGAUCUGAACCCAGACAUGUGAACAAACUUCGAGAACUACACGGCCUUGAGAUCCUACAUUCCUGUCUGAAGCUCAUCUCGUGAACCCAUUGAUGCUUUAUUCUGUACUUCUGUUCCUGUAUUAUGUUUAGGUUUGAGUUUAGUUCAAAUUGCGAGGUAUACGUUUUAUUUAAUUAAGAUCCCACUCAUAACUGUCAUAUCUACAUAAACAAGGUCAUAAACAAUAGCAUAGUUCUCAGAUGUCAUUGUUUUUCAUGGCCUUGUGGAGCCAUAAAGGUAAUUAGCAUGAAUGCAUGCAGAUGGAAGGACAAGUUAAGUCAUCUUCACCAUAUGUAUAUUGCUUUCUUAAGUUUAAAUAUUGAUAUUUUAUGAAAUAAAUUCAAAUUUCUGUCCUGAAAAGUAAAUAGUAAAAAUAUAUUCAACCGGACACACUGCUUAGAUUAAACAAGAUCCGUGUUUGAAGAGCUCACUUGUAUAGGUAUAGGUGUUAACCUUCAAUGUUGGAUUCAUAACGACUGAAAUGAUCAACCAACUUUCACAUAGUGAUGGUCCUUCAACAGGAAAACGCCUUGGAGACGUGAACCGUCAACAUGUAUUCAUCAUUCUUGAAGGUCUUUUUCUUAUUCACCGUGAAGUGCUGUCAAAAAGAGCAAUAGCACAAAUAUUUAAGUUUGGAAGCAGUUUGCCGAUACAUAUAUCUUUAUGUGCUGUUCUUAACAUCUUUGGGCCAUGUAGUUGAGAGAGAGACUCGAAAAGGGAAGGGUUACUGGGAAAUCUAAUCCGUGUGUAAAUGAACUGGAGAGGACAAAAACCUCCCUGAAAGGCAUGGCACCAUCUGUGAGUGUUUGCAAAGAGCCGGUACCGUCUGCUCAGUUGGAUUAAACGGUGAUAGGAACACUUGGGUUUGAAUAAUUUUAAACAAGAGGGAACCGAAAUGAGACGGCUGGACUGUUUCGCUCUAGGAUUUCUCCUGUUCGCAGGUAUGUACUCAUUUUGCUGCUUAGAUUUUGGAUACGGACCAGCAGCUACUGUUUUCAUCCUCAUUUGUGCCUCUGCUGAUGAAUAGUUAAUUGACAGAGUCUGCAGAUUUGUUGAAUACUUUUUGUAUUUUAAUUAGAACACUGUGGUUCUCAGCAAGGUGAUACACAGCUAAUGCAUUUCCCAAAUGUUUUUUUAUUUUCCCUGUCAACAGUGCCACAUCAUAGUCACAAAUAGCAGCUAUCUGUAGUUUCUACCUCUUUCCUCCAAUUAUCUAGGAUGGCAAAUUAAAAUGAAUACAUAAAUCAGCUGCUACGGAGAAAUGAGAUACAUAUUUAAUUAAUCAACAUACCACUCUGCCCAUGUGUCAUACGUUAUUUCACAUGAACACCUAUGAUAGGCCAUCGUUAUCCUUGUUUAUCAUCUAUAUUGGUAGCUGUCACAAUGAAACAUGAAAUUAAUUAAAUUAGCAUAUGGGCCAACGAUGACGGCCACAGCUAACAGUGAUGACAUCGAGUCAUCAUUUGCACACUAAUGGGUCAUCAUUAACUUUUUUUUUUUCCAAAUUUGUGUCCGCCACAAUGGGGUUGAGAUUAUUUAAGUCUGAAGCAUGACUCACAUUCACUGUCAAGUAAAUGACUUUCAUUAUAUGCAAAAUCCCA